Microthlaspi erraticum is the source of this 1542-nucleotide messenger RNA. Lineage: Eukaryota; Viridiplantae; Streptophyta; Magnoliopsida; Brassicales; Brassicaceae. The record is from the annotation of a GenBank genome assembly.
AUGAACGGAGCUUCUUCGCUCUGCAAUUCCGUUUUGCUCCAUUCUCAUUCUCUCUUCCGUUUUCAGUCAUCGUGCUCGUUUGCUUAUUCUUCUUCUUCUCCUUCUUCGUUUCUCAUUUCUCCCUGUUUUACAACCUCUACGUAUAUCUCAAUUCCUCAGAGAUUUCGAGCAGUCGUCGUCAAUAGAAACGAUGGGUUUUGUUCAUUCGCUGUAAACAAACGCAGAAGCGGCGGUUCUGGGUUGAUUGAGUCGGAAAGCAAUCUCAACGACGAUGAUGAAGAGGAGGAGGAAGAUGAGGAUUGGGAUGAAUUUGAUUUAGAAGCUGAAGGAGACGGAGAAGACGAAGAAGACGAAGGAGAGUUUUUGCCGAUGGAGAAGAUGAAGAAAUGGCUGGAGAAGAAGCCUCGAGGGUUUGGCGUUGGUAAAAAGUACGAAACUUCGAUUGAAGACAAGUUGCUCGACGAAAUUGAGCAAAGCUGGAAAGCUCAAGCCGCGAAUCUCAACAAGCUCAAGAACGAUCCUCUCAAGCCAAAUCUCAAUAAUCUGAUCAAAGGAACUGGAGAGACUCAAACUGGGUUUCGUGUACGUGUGACGAAUCUGCCUAAGAAGAAGAAUGUUCAUAGAGAUCUCAAGGUUGCGUUUAAAGAAGUGAGUGGCGUCUUGAACAUAGCACCGGCUGUGAGUGGUAACAAGAAGACUAAAGAUCCUGUUUGCAAAGGGUUUGCUCUUGUUGAUUUCAAAAGCGAGGUUGAUGCAAACAGGUUUGUUGAGGAGUUCAAUGGACAGAGAUUGUCAUUUGGGAAAGUUGUGAAGCAGAUCAAAUGUCAAGUUGUGGAUUUCUCUUUAAACGAAUCAGUGGCUGAGGAGAAAUUAUGCUCGGAUACAGUCUUUGAGGAGCUUCCGUUUCUUGGUUUAGAAGCACUUUCUAAGCCUGAUGUUGUUGUGGAAGAUGCUUUCUUGGAUUCAGGGGACGAAUCAGAUGAUUCAGACGAUGAAACGGAUGUGGAAGAAGAUGAAGGAAAUGGUAUCUCUAGUAGCAUAGAACUGAGAAGUGAUUCGGAAACCGGCUUAGAGUCUCGGAAACAAGUUGUGAAGCGAGAGAUUAGAGAACAGGAGAGAUUAGAGACACCUUUAGUUUCAUUCCAGGCGAAGAAAUCAGAGGAAGCUGUAGCAGAAACACUCCUGGAUGAUGAUGAUGAACUUGAUAGGUCUAAUGUAGAAGAAGAGGUUGAUGAAGAGAAUCUUGAACCUCUGAAGAGUUUGAUAUCUUCUUCAGAUGAACAACGGAUUGAGAGAAUUCGCCAGCUGGAGAUUAAGCUUCUCGGUAGAGAGAAACUCGUGAGUGGAGAAGCAAAAACCGGCGUUAAAGCCGGAGAGAAGAAGAAGGAGAAAAAGAAGAAGAAGAAGAAGGUGAUUGUGAAAGGGCAAGGGAAGAUAGAAAUACCAGGUUCUUCAAAGAGGUUAAAGGUGAAGGAGAAGGCUCUCUUGACCGGUGUUUUAGUCAAGUAUGCAGCAAAAGCUGCUUCAACCUCAAAUGAUUGA